Molecule: messenger RNA, 1227 nt
Organism: Brienomyrus brachyistius
Lineage: Eukaryota; Metazoa; Chordata; Actinopteri; Osteoglossiformes; Mormyridae
Product: serine-rich adhesin for platelets-like
Exons: 4
Coding region: 46-1227 (393 amino acids)
Source: RefSeq, a predicted model, not a curated record
UUGUCAGAAAGUCCAGAAGAACCCACUACAUCUUCUCCCCAAGCAAUGAGUGAUUCCACACUAUUUUCAAUGCCAAACUCUGCGAUUACUAGAGAAUCACUGACGUCACAUUUAAGCUUGGAAACAAGUUCAUCUGAAAUUACCAUGACUAACGAACAGGUUUCAACAGAAAGGUCAGAGAAGAUCACAGAAGGUGAAACAGAAGAACCUGAGCUCUCUACAUCAGAAGCACAAAAAAUUACGUCACUACCAAAUUUAACCACGACUGCAAAUACAGAAUCAGCUUUGACAAAUAAUGCUAUGAGUACAUCAGAAGCUUUGUCAGAAAGACCAGAAGAACCCGUUACAUCUUCUCCCCAAGCAAUGAGUGAUUCCACACUAUUUUCAAUGCCCAAUUCUGCAAUUACUAGAGAAUCACUGACGUCACAUUUCAGCUUGGAAAUAAGUUCAACAGAAAUUACCAUGACUAACGAACAGGUUUCAACAGAAAGGUCAGAGAAGAUCACAGAAGGUGAAACAGAAGAACCUGAGCUCUCUACAUCAGAAAUUCAGAACAUGACAUCACUACCAAAUUCAACCAUAGCUGCAAUCAUAGAAUCAACUUUGACAAAUAAUGCUAUGAGUACAUCAGAAGCAUCGUCAGAAAGUCCAGAAGAACCCACUACAUCUUCUCCCCAAGCAAUGAGUGAUUCCACACUAUUUUCAAUGCCAAACUCUGCGAUUACUAGAGAAUCACUGACGUCACAUUUAAGCUUGGAAACAAGUUCAUCUGAAAUUACCAUGACUAACGAACAGGUUUCAACAGAAAGGUCAGAGAAGACCACAGAAGGUGAAACAGAAGAAACUGAGCUCUCUACAUCAGAAACACAAAAAAUUACGUCACUACCAAAUUUAACCACGAGUGCAAAUACAGAAUCAGCUUUGACAAAUAAUGCUAUGAGUACAUCAGAAGCAUCGUCAGAAAGUCCAGAAGAACCCACUACAUCUUCUCCCCAAGCAAUGAGUGAUUCCACACUAUUUUCAAUGCCAAACUCUGCGAUUACUAGAGAAUCACUGACGUCACAUUUAAGCUUGGAAACAAGUUCAUCUGAAAUUACCAUGACUAACGAACAGGUUUCAACAGAAAGGUCAGAGAUGACCACAGAAGGUGAAACAGAAGAACCUGAGCUCUCUACAUCAGAAAUUCAGAACAUGACAUCACUACCAAAUUCAACCAUAGCUCAAUGA